UUCUCCUUAUAAAUAGAAACAAUCCAUGGGUCCUCACAAUAUCCAUAACUUGUAUCUGAUCUUACGGCAAUGGCAACCCUUCAGGCAUUCGAUGUACAAGAAGAAACGGAACGGCUCAUAUCAGAUGCACCACCGGCCCACUACCUUGUCAAGAUACAGUCAUUUUCACAGCUAGCAAAGAACGGCGUUGACAAGUACGAAUCAGACAUCUUCCUCGCAGGAGGAUACGAGUGGAAAUUGAUACUGCAUCCAAAUGGAAACAAGACCAAGAAUGUCAAAGACCACGUUUCGGUCUACCUGUCUAUGGCUGAAACAAGUUCGCUCCCUUCCAGUUGGGAGGUCUAUGCUGUCAUUCGAUUAUUCUUGCUCGAUCAGAACAAAGACAAUUACCUCAUAGUUCAAGAUGCAAUGGGAAAGGACAGACGGUUUCACCGUAUGAAGCUGGAAAGCGGAUUCGAUCAGCUCAUCCCUCUGAAGACAUUCACCGACUCCCUAAACGGGUAUCUUGUGGAUGAUACUUGCGUUCUGGGAGCAGAAGUAUUCGUUUCCAAGGAAAGGAGCAUGGGAAAAGGAGAGAGUUUAGUGAUGAUAAAGGACGCACUCAGUAACAAGCAUCGCUGGAAGAUCGACAACUUCUCGAAUUUGGACAAAGAAUAUUACGACUCGAGUAUAUUCCCAGCUGGAAACUACAAAUGGAACAUAAGGUUCUUUCCCAACGGAAAAGGCAGCGGGCUUCGUAGCUACAUUUCUCUUUAUUUGGACUUAGCCGAGACCGGGUCCCUCCCUCCAGGUACAAAAGUAUUUGCGGAGUUCUCCUUACGAAUCCUUAAUCAAGCGGGGGGAAGUGAUUUCAUUAGUAAAGCUAAUUACUGGUUCAGUGCCUCCAGUCGGGAAACGGGGUGGGCAAGAUUCGUGUCACUCUGGAGUUUCAAGCGCCACGGGUUAGUCAAGGACUCCUGCUUGGUGGAAGCAGAGGUUUCUGUUCUGGGGAUGGUAAAUCAUUUUACCGUAUCUGAUCUUCCGGCAAUGGCAACCCUUCAGGCAUUCGAUGAACAAGAAGGAACCGAAAGGCUCAUAUCAAAUGCACCACCGGCCCACUACCUUGUCAAAAUACAGUCAUUUUCACUGCUAACAAAGAACGGCGUUGACAAGUACGAAUCAGGCAUCUUCCACGCAGGAGGAUACAAGUGGAAAAUGAUACUGCAUCCAAAUGGAAACAAGACCAAGAACGUCAAAGACCAUGUUUCAGUCUACCUGUCUAUGGCUGAAACAAGUUCGCUCCCUUCCAGUUGGGAGGUCUAUGCUGUCAUUCGAUUAUUCUUGCUCGAUCAGAACAAAGACAAUUACUUCAUAGUUCAAGAUGCAAUGGGUAAGCACAGACGGUUUCACCGUAUGAAGCUGGAAAGCGGAUUCGAUCAGCUCAUCCCUCUGAAGACAUUCACCGACUCCCGAAACGGGUACCUUGAGGAUGAUACUUGCGUUCUGGGAGCAGAAGUAUUCGUCUCCAAGGAAAGGAGCACAGGGAAAGGAGAGAAUUUAGUGAUGAUAAAGGACGCACUCAGUAACCAGCAUUACUGGAUGAUCAACAACUUCUCGAAGUUGGACAAAGAAUAUUACAUCUCGAGUAUACUCCUAGCUGGAAACUACAAAUGGAACAUAAGGUUCUUUCCCAACGGAAAAGGCAGCGGGCUUGGUAGCUACAUUUCCCUUUAUUUGUACUUAGCCGAGACAGAGUCCCUCCCUCUGGGUACAAAAGUAUUUGCGGGGUUCUCCUUACGAAUCCUUAAUAAUGCCGGGGGAAGUGAUUUCAUUAGUAAAGCUAAUCACUGGUUCAGUGCCUCCAGUCGGGAAACGGGAUGGGCGAGAUUCGUGCCACUCUGGAGUUUCAAGAACCAAGGGUUAAGCAAGGACUCCUGCUGGGUGACGGCCGAGGUUUCUGUUCUGGGGGUUGUAAAUCCUUUUACCUGAUUCCAUCGAGUUCACGACAGCCAGCAUAAUUGCAUGUUCUCGUAAUAGUUCCUGAAUUCUGAUUUCAUAUACCACAUGUAAAUUAAUGUGAAUCCACCUUGAAAAUAGAGAAAAGAUUAAGAAAGAUAAGUUCCGCCGAAUAUUUGUUACGUACUUUCAGAGAGGUUUCAGUUAAUUGACAGAUUGCGUUACU
Molecule: messenger RNA, 2161 nt
Organism: Punica granatum (pomegranate)
Lineage: Eukaryota; Viridiplantae; Streptophyta; Magnoliopsida; Myrtales; Lythraceae
Source: RefSeq, a predicted model, not a curated record